AUGACGACUUCACGACUUGACCGGCUGGUCGUUUUACUGGAGACCGGAAGUACCCAAUUAAUUCGGAACACGGCCGCACAGCAGCUGGCCGACGUCCAAAAGAAUCACCCGGACGAACUCUUCAAUCUUCUGACUCGCGUCGUGCCUUAUCUUCGUUCACAGUCGUGGGACACCAGGACUGCUGCUGCUCGCGCCAUCGGAGGCAUCGUCGAGCAUGCGGAGAAGUACGACCCGAACGCUAUUCCUGAUGAGCUGCUGGACACGGUUACGGAUGCCGCCAAGACAGAGGGGUCGGCGGUGUCGACCUCGUUCGACCAACUGCAACUGGCGACGCUCGACGUGGAAUCGAUCCUGACGUACGGCAAAGAACUGCUGGGCAGUGCCGGCAGGCAGUACGACUUCAAACUCGCAGGCCUGACCGCCGCUGAACGUUUGACUCACCAAAAGAAGACACUAACUUCACGUCUCGGCCUCGGAGGCGAGUACAUCGAAGAUGAUCUAUUGGCAGAGAAGGAUAUCGCAGGCAGGGCGACAUCAGUCACCGCGCCGACUCUACCCAAACUCGAUACAGAGGCCUCUAAGUUCAGCGAUGAGCUCCCAAUACGGAGUCCGGAGGAUGCCACUCCACAGACUCCCGCAGGCGGAGAGAUGAGCAAGCGUCAGCUCAACAUGCUCAAACGACGCCGCAAGGAAGAAUUGAAGCGCGACAACAAGAAGUUCAAGUACGACUUUGGAGUCCGUCGCAGCAGCACAGGCCUCACGCAAACGCCUGCGGACGACGUGAAGCAAGAAAUCAAGCAAGAAAUCAAGCAAGAAAACGACGAAAAUGGUAACGGUAAUGCCGACUACUUUUCUCUGGACCGGAAAGGAGGCGACGACGACUCCAAAGUCGUUUCGGAGUUCAAAGGUGCACCAGUGGCAGAGAAGUCAGCCCUGGUCACCGAAGCCGAGGAAGAAGGCAAUGAGUGGCCUUUUGAAAGACUUUGCGAGUUUUUGACCGUUGACCUCUUCGAUCCAAUGUGGGAGAUCCGGCAUGGCGCGGCGAUGGGACUUCGAGAAAUCGUCCGAGUACACGGCGCAGGCGCGGGCAGGCAGGCAGGCAAGACUAGAGAAGAGAAUGAUCGACUCAACCGCGCUUGGCUGGAUGAUCUGGGAUGCCGCAUCUGCUGCGUCUUCAUGCUUGAUCGCUUUGCGGAUUACAUCUCCGACAACGCAGUCGCACCGAUCAGAGAGACGGCUGGACAAGUUCUUGGAUCGGUCCUGCAAUAUUUACCCGCCGCGUCCGUUCACGAAAUCAACCGGAUUCUGUAUCGAUUGGUCAUGCAAAAAGACUUGAAGGUGUCGAAGCGGAUCUGGCACGCCUGCCAUGGUGGCAUGAUUGGGAUGCGCUAUCUCGUCGCGGUACGGACUGAUCUACUUUUCGAAGACCGUUCUUUGAUGGACGGCGUGUUGGAAUGCGUCAUCAAAGGCCUUGGAGACCAAGACGAUGAUGUUCGCGCCGUCAGCGCCGCAACACUGAUUCCAGUCGCCAAGGAGCUCGUCAAUGUUCGUUCAGACGAGCUCGGACAUCUUAUCAGCGUGGUCUGGGAGUGCUUGUCAAGUCUUUCGGACGAUCUGAGCGCGAGCACAGGCUCUGUCAUGGACCUCCUCGCCAAGCUCUGUGGUUUCCCAGAAGUGCUGGCUGCCAUGAAGCAGAACGCAGCCACUGAUCCUGAGCAAUCCUUUGAUGAGCUCGUCCCCAGGCUUUAUCCUUUCUUGCGGCACACAAUCACCAGCGUGCGCUCAGCAGUGCUACGCGCACUACUCACGUUUAUCGACAUCGAAGGCGACGACACCAAAGGGUGGAUCAAUGGCAAAGCUUUGCGCCUGGUCUAUCAGAACUUGCUCGUUGAGCGCAACGACAAUGUGCUCAAACUUUCUCUCGAUGUUUGGAACGCGCUUGCAGACGCAUUGUCCUUGAAAGACGUGUAUGCAUUUGGGAAAGAAUUCGAGGCUCACGCUUGCCCGCUCGCCACCCUCACUACCCACCCGAUUGGGAUCAGCCGUCAUCCUAUCCCUAUGGACGCCACACUGUUCGUGAAGCCCUCUGGACAGACCUAUGCGCCAUUGGCUAGUGCUCGCCGCGCUUCUCCUGUGAACGGCGGAGAGCCAGCUAAGAAGCGCCGUAAGUCGGACAAGAAAGAAGCCUCUCUCCCACCCACGGCCCCCGCAACAGCGCACAAUAUUGAUGCCGCGAUGAUGCAAGGUGACAUUGAUCUUGUUGGACCAGAAGUCAUGAUCCGGAGCCGGAUGUUUGCAACUCGAGCUCUUGGCAAGGCAGUCUCGCUUUGGCCAGCUGAUCAGCGCGAGGCUUUCUUCGGACCCAUACUGCUUCCGAACCUGAAAUCCAUAUACGGUUCCACUCAGCUAUUCACGGCGAUGGCUUUUGAAGCUUUUGCAUCCUCCAUAUCCAGCCAGGACGCCCUCGCGGAUGCUGCGUCUGCGGAACUGCGAAAUCUUGUCGAAGAUGAAAAGCCCGGCUGGUAUAGCGACCUGACAAGCUAUCUUCGCAUUGCAAGAGCGCAGUGUCAGCAAUUGCUCAAUGCAUUCCAGGAGCAUGGUCAUGUUGCCGGAAGCAAGCUACCCAUCGUCGCGGUGGUCUGCCAGGGCGAGCCUGACGCCGGCAAAAACGCCUUCUCAAUCCAAGAUGCCGAGAAGAUUGUCACGCAUGACUAUGAUCGACUCAAAAAGGGCUUGUCGACCGUGCAGAGAAUGACUGCUGCAGAAGCGCUCAAUACAGCCAAAUUGGACUGUGAGGCAGCCAUCAGCGAGGCGAAUGCGGCGAGGAAGCAAGCAGAUUUGCGAGUCCGGUCAGCGGCCGCUGCUGCGCUGAUCGCCUUCAACAGCAUUCCGAAGAAGCCUCAAGCGACCAUCAAAGCUGUGAUGGACAGCGUAAAGGAAGAAGAAAACUUCGAUCUUCAGCAUCGUACUGCCACAGCUGUCGCAGGUCUGAUCAGCCGAUUCGUCCAGAGCGAGCGUCACAAGAUUGUCGAGAAAGUGGUCGGCAAUCUGGUCAAAUUCUGCUGCAUGGAGACUGGAGAAACUCCCGAAUUUCAUCCGAAUGCUGACCGCGAAGUUGCGAUCUUGUCACUGCAAAAAGACGAAGACAUUCAAGACCGACCUGACGUCGCCAAAUACGAACGCGAGGUGCGAGCCGCUCGUAUUACACGCCGUGGAGCCAAGGAUGCCCUGGAACAACUCUGUCAAACAUUCGGAAGUGAAUUGUUCAAAAAGGUUCCGAAGCUGCAGGCUGUGAUCGAAGGCCCCAUUCGAGAAUGCUUUACAGGCGAGCUGCCUGCGACCAUCACCGAGCCUGACACUGACCUCGGCCAAGAAGCCGUGGACGCCCUGUCGACGCUGCGCGCUCUCAUCGCUACCAUCGAUCCCGCGUUGCACUCUUGGGUUCUGGAACUCCUGCCAUACAUUGCCAGGGCACUUCAAUGCAGACUUGCGGUACUGCGGUACACGGCUGCGAAGUGUUUUGCCAGCGUUUGCAGUGUCAUCACCGUGCAGGGCUUUACUAUGCUUGUCGAACAGGUCGUCCCGCCCAUCAACAACGGCCACGAAGUCACGCACAGGCAAGGUGCAAUCGAGUGCAUCUAUCAUCUCAUCCAAGUCAUGGGCGAUGGCAUUCUGCCAUAUGUCAUUUUCCUACUGGUGCCGGUCCUUGGACGCAUGAGCGAUUCUGAUGGAGGUGUGCGCCUCAUCGCGACGACAUCCUUCGCGACCUUGGUCAAGCUGGUCCCGCUGGAAGCAGGCAUUCCGGAUCCGCCGGGCUUGCCUCAAUCGUUACUUGAGGGCAGAGACCGAGAGCGCAAAUUCAUCGCGCAGAUGCUCGACCCGAAGAAGGUGGAGCCAUUCAACAUCCCUGUUGCGAUCAAGGCCGAACUGCGGUCUUACCAGCAAGAAGGCGUGAACUGGCUGGCAUUCUUGAACCGCUACCAUCUUCAUGGUGUGCUAUGUGACGAUAUGGGAUUGGGCAAGACGCUGCAAACUCUCUGCAUCGUUGCCAGCGAUCAUCACCUUCGCGCUGAGGAGUUCGCCAAGACCCAAGCUCCAGACGUUCGACGCCUGCCGUCCCUCAUUAUUUGCCCACCGACAUUGACCGGGCACUGGAAGCAGGAAAUCCGGACGUACGCGCCAUUCUUAACAGCGGUGGCCUACGCUGGGCCACCUGCCGAGCGCGGCAAGGUGCGCGACCAAUUGGCAACGGCUGAUGUUGUCAUCACUUCUUACGACAUUGCUCGCAACGAUGCCGACAUCUUGACACCAAUCAACUGGAACUACUGUGUACUAGACGAAGGUCACUUGAUCAAGAACCCGAAGGCAAAGGUCACACAGGCUGUGAAGCGACUGCCGAGCAAUCAUCGCCUGAUUCUCUCUGGGACGCCAAUUCAGAACAACGUGUUGGAGCUCUGGUCACUCUUCGACUUCCUCAUGCCUGGAUUUUUGGGCACGGAGAAAGUGUUCCAGGAUCGCUUCGCCAAGCCCAUCGCCGCCAGCCGUUUCGCCAAAUCCUCGUCAAAGGAGCAGGAAGCUGGAGCACUUGCAAUCGAGUCUCUUCACAAGCAGGUGUUGCCAUUCUUACUCCGUCGGCUGAAGGAAGAAGUGCUCAACGACUUGCCGCCAAAGAUUCUGCAAAAUUACUACUGUGAUCUAAGCGACCUGCAAAAGAAGUUGUUCGAUGACUUCACCAAGAAGGAAGCGAAGUCGCUGCAGGACAUGGCUGGCAAUCCGGACAAGGAAGCUAAGCAACAUAUCUUCCAAGCUUUGCAGUACAUGCGCAAGCUUUGUAACUCGCCGGCCAUGGUCAUGAAAGAAGGUCACAAAUCGUACGAAGACAUUCAGUCCAUGCUUGCCAAAGACAAGUCCAGUCUGACAGAUCCCAAACACGCCCCAAAGCUGACUGCGCUGCGCGAUUUGCUUGUCGACUGCGGUAUUGGUGUCCAGCACGCUGACAACGGUGGCGUCCCCACCGCUGAUCAAGCAGUGUCACAGCAUCGGGCACUGAUAUUUUGUCAGAUGAAAGAGAUGCUGAACAUGGUCGAAGACACCGUCUUGAAGAAAAUGCUGCCCGGUGUGACUUUUUCCCGCUUGGACGGGUCCAUCGAACCUUCAAAACGUCAAGACAUUGUGAAUAAGUUCAACUCAGAUCCCUCGAUCGACUGUCUUCUGUUGACCACCAGCGUCGGCGGACUGGGUUUGAACUUGACGGGUGCGGACACCGUCAUCUUCGUGGAACACGAUUGGAAUCCGCAGAAGGAUCUUCAAGCUAUGGAUCGCGCCCACCGCAUCGGACAGAAGAAAGUGGUGAAUGUUUAUCGCCUGGUGACUCGUGGGACACUUGAAGAGAAGAUCUUGAAUCUCCAGCGCUUCAAAAUCGACGUCGCCUCUACAGUGGUGAAUCAGCAGAACGCAGGCUUAGGCACCAUGGAGACUGACCAGAUCCUGGACCUGUUCAACCUCGGAGAGACUGAUCCGAACUUGGCCGUCGGCGAGAGCGUAGAGCCAAAUGGUGUCGACGAGUCCAAUGCAGUGGAUGCAGAAGGAAACAUGAGGGAAAAGGGCAAAAAGGGCAUACUCGAUGAACUCAGUGAGCUUUGGGACGACAAGCAGUACGAAGAGGAAUUCAACCUUGAUGGGUUCCUCAAGACGAUGAAGGCAUGAUGGAAUGAAAGGAUUUAUUGGAUAGAGCGAGCAACGCAGUACCUGAACAGAGCGGAUGUCACGGUCGGGGUUUGGUACAAGAUAGCCUCGAGCUCCCGCACAGGCAGCACGGCUUACUGAGACGACAGCAUUACACUGUAUGAAAUGUACAAUAUUGGCUUGUGA
This is a messenger RNA of Zymoseptoria tritici IPO323, 5871 nucleotides long. Its product is annotated as SNF2 family DNA-dependent ATPase domain-containing protein. The transcript is spliced from 2 exons. Gene Ontology annotation, molecular function: ATP binding; ATP-dependent chromatin remodeler activity; DNA binding. The coding region runs from base 1 to 5706 and encodes 1901 amino acids. The record is from RefSeq and is a predicted model, not a curated record. NCBI's taxonomy places the organism in Eukaryota, Fungi, Ascomycota, Dothideomycetes, Mycosphaerellales, Mycosphaerellaceae.